ACCCCAUUUUCAGUCGUCCUCUUUUUUCCUCUGCAAUGGAGACUUGUUCCAUCACUCUAUCUUCAUAUCUCAAUCAAAAGUCAAUCCUCUCUUCUCAUAAUGGAAUCCUUGGCUCUACCUUCACCUACGCUUCUUCCUUCUCUCUCCCAUCCGCCGCCACAUCUCGCCGCCGCACUACCUUCCUCACUAGGGCAUCGGUCGCAGUUGAACAACAGCAGGUGACGAAGAAGGUCGCUCUCUUAAGAAUCGGUACUCGCGGAAGCCCAUUAGCACUUGCCCAAGCAUAUGAGACACGAUCUAAGUUGAUAGCUUCACACCCAGAAUUGGCAGAAGAAGAUGCUAUUGAAAUUGUGAUUAUAAAGACAACUGGUGACAAAAUAUUGAGUCAACCACUUGCUGAUAUAGGGGGCAAGGGAUUAUUCACUAAAGAAAUAGAUGAAGCCCUCUUAAACAAUGAUAUUGAUAUUGCUGUCCACUCUAUGAAGGAUGUUCCUACUUAUCUGCCUGAUAAGACGAUUCUUCCUUGCAAUCUCCCUCGAGAGGAUGUUAGAGACGCCUUUAUUUCGCUAACCGCCUCUUCGCUAGCUGAUCUUCCGGCAGGAGCUGUCAUCGGAACUGCUUCUCUUAGAAGGAAGUCUCAGAUUCUCCACAGAUAUCCAUCAAUCAAGGUGCUGGAUAACUUCCGUGGAAAUGUUCAGACUAGAUUAAGAAAAUUGAAUGAAGGGGUGGUCCAAGCCACAUUACUGGCAUUAGCAGGGCUGAAACGGCUGAACAUGACUGAAAAUGUUACUUCCAUUCUUUCAAUAGAAGACAUGCUUCCUGCUGUCGCUCAAGGGGCUAUUGGGAUUGCCUGUAGAACCGACGACGAGAAGAUGGCUAAUUACAUAGCUUCACUCAACCACGAAGAAACAAGAUUAGCUGUUUCGUGCGAGAGGGCUUUCCUGCUAACCCUAGAUGGUUCGUGUCGCACCCCAAUAGCGGGUCUGGCUCGUAAAGAUGAGAACGGGAACUGCAUCUUCAAAGGAUUAGUGGCAUCCCCAGAUGGUACCCGAGUUCUGGAAACAUCUAGAGUAGGUGCAUACAAUCUGGAGGACAUGCUAUUGAUGGGGAAAGAUGCAGGAAAGGAAUUACUUUCACGAGCAGGGCCAGGAUUCUUUGAUUCUUAAAAGACGAGGAGAAUGGAUAAAAGUUCAGACCCGAGCUUCUUGUAGUGAAAGAAUAGCUAUUAUUUUAUAGGGGCAGCAUCAGAAAUUUAGAGCGGAGUAAACUAAGCCAUGAUUGAGUGUUGUUGUUGUAUGUUGGUUGGCUCUAGUAUUAAUAAGAGUAUUUGUUUUGAAUGAAACUGAUAUUAUUUAUGAUCUUGUCUAGUCAAGUUAGUAUUUUCUUAUAUUAUGAAGGAUUGAUU
Messenger RNA from Impatiens glandulifera, 1405 nucleotides. Its product is annotated as porphobilinogen deaminase, chloroplastic. The coding region runs from base 36 to 1166 and encodes 376 amino acids. Gene Ontology annotation, biological process: heme biosynthetic process. Gene Ontology annotation, cellular component: cytoplasm. The record is from RefSeq and is a predicted model, not a curated record. The transcript is spliced from 5 exons. NCBI's taxonomy places the organism in Eukaryota, Viridiplantae, Streptophyta, Magnoliopsida, Ericales, Balsaminaceae. Gene Ontology annotation, molecular function: hydroxymethylbilane synthase activity.